GCUGCGUAGAUUUGUUGUUGUCACGUGAUAGCUGACUCAACGCCACAAACUUUUAUGGUAGUCACUAGUAAGUGCUAGAAAUGAUGAAACACCGAGAAACACUCUACUGACGUGUUACUAAGAUGUAUAUGAGUAGAUUCAGAUACGUCUUAGAGCGUUAAAUCGUUUGAAGCAGCCUCAAUGUAACAUUAAAACCCAUGGUUAAAGUUAGCGUUAGCAUUAGCAUUAGUAAAGCGUCAACGACAGGAGGAACAGGUGUGUGAGCUUCCCGAUAGCCGACCGAACUGACAGCUGUUUCCAGUAUGCGGAACAGACAGAGGGGAUCCCAUCUGGGCUUGAUGCUCCUGGCCUCCCAGGUGUUUCAGUUGGGUCUGGACAACAUUCCCCCAGUCACCCUGGCUGUCCUGGGACUCAACGUGUUCCUGUACUUGUUCCCUGCAGCACCUCUGAUGAAGGCCUGUGUGAGUGUCCAGCAGGCAUACUGGUUUAACGACUGGCGCCGCCUGCUGCUGUCCCCGCUGCACCAUGCUGAUGAUUGGCAUCUCUACUUCAACAUGGUGUCUUUCCUCUGGAAAGGUACCAAGCUGGAGCGACGGCUGGGAGGACCCUGGUUCCUUUACCUGCUGUCGGUCUUCUCUCUGCUCACGGGAUUGGUCUAUCUGCUGCUGGAGGCAUUGUUAACAGAGCUCACCCAGGACCAGUCCUACAGCAUGACCUGUGCUGUUGGCUUCUCAGGAGUGCUGUUUGGUCUGAAGGUGCUCAGUAACCAUUACAACCCGGGAGGUGUGACCUAUGUGAUGAGUUUCCCUGUGUCUAAUCGCUAUGUUAGCUGGGUGGAGCUAGUGCUGAUCCACCUUACAUCACCUGGGACCUCUUUUGUUGGUCACCUGGCAGGUAUCCUGGUGGGUCUACUCUACACUUCUGGACCACUGAAGGCCAUCAUGAAAAAAUGUGCAGAGUUUGUGACGUCAAAUGGCUAUAACUCCUGGCCCGGUGCACACUACAACUCUUCAGGCUCUUCAGGCUACAGUGGCACUGGUGGAGGAUACUCAGGAUACCAACAGCAUCCACCAGGUUACACAGCAAGUCAUCAGUAUCCACCAGGUUACACAGCAAAUCAUCAGUAUCCACCGGGUUACGAAGCAAAUCCUACAGCAUCUUACACUGGUGGAAUGACAGAGGAAGAGCAGAUAGAGGCGGCCAUUAGGAACAGUCUGAAUGACAGAGGUCAAAGCAGCCAGAGAGGAGCUCCUCCUCCCUAUGGUUUCCACCUCUCUGAGGAGGCUACAGCUGAGGAUAUCAGGUUGAGGAGACUGAGGAGGUUUGACAGCUGAACUGCCAGGCAGCUGAGGGGAAGAAGGUGUAUUUGACGAGACAGAAGAGGAGUUUCUUCCUGAAGCCUGGUCCAAACUCUGCUUCACAGGCUGAAUGAGAAGGUCCAACCGCACAGUCUUACACUCACAGCAACUCUUUCACUGUGUGGUCCUGUGUGCCUCCACCUAAGUCUUUACCAAAGAGUUCAUGUUAGCUGUGGAGCUGCUUCAAUGUGAAUACUUAAGAGAGUUCAUAGGCCUAUAUGAGCAGGUUAGGGUGGGCAGAUCUGUCAGCUUCAGAUUGGGAAAUUUAGAGGAAAGUUCAGGAGCACUUCACCUGCAAAAUGACCAUUUGUAUAUCUAUCACGCACCACUUGUUACCAUGAAUUUGUGUUUUUGUGGCAUGCCUUCACAUUGAGCAGAGAAUGCAAAAAAGGUGAACAUUCUUCAUGAAUUGAAGAAAUGGGGACCGCUUUACUUAUCCCGUUGUAUGCUCAGUACUUCUCAAACAGGUGCAUUUUUGCUAAAACAUUAAGGAUAUAAAGCAUCAGUACAAACAGUCUCAUAUACAGCUGAGUAGUGUGCCUGGGCAUAGGUGUAGUUUGAACCCUGUUUUAAGUAGAGCUCAUGCACACGCACCUGCUCAGGGCGAGCCACUCAUAGGCAGAAGUCUUUUAUAUUGUUAACGACUGGAUAAGUGACACUUUGAUUAUACUGUAUGAGUUGCGUGAGAGUUGUAAACAGAUGUUUUGAUAUAAAUUUGCAGUUGUUAAACGUGGUCCUUAAUGUCUGCAGUUCAUAAAGAAUGUUUGCUUUUUUUGGACUCUCCAUCCACCAUGAAGGCAUGCGAGAAAAACAGUUUUCUCAGGAAUUCAGUGUAACACAUGGUGAGCAAUUGAUAGACAAAUGGUCAUUUUGCAGGUAUUCUUUUAAUGUUCAGAAUAUUUUUAAAUGCUACUAUUUUUAUAUCUUAAAGUUUAUUGUAUCUCAAACAAGCAAACUAAUAUGUAACCCAAAUGCUGUAUUGUUAAAACAUUACAGAUGCUUUGAAUGUUAGAAAGCAAAGGAGUUCUCUUUCAUUAAAACAUGCUGUUUAUUAACUUAAA
Molecule: messenger RNA, 2419 nt
Organism: Epinephelus fuscoguttatus (brown-marbled grouper)
Lineage: Eukaryota; Metazoa; Chordata; Actinopteri; Perciformes; Serranidae
Gene: rhbdd1
Product: rhomboid domain containing 1
Exons: 8
Coding region: 303-1334 (343 amino acids)
Cellular component (GO): membrane
Molecular function (GO): serine-type endopeptidase activity
Source: RefSeq, a predicted model, not a curated record